AUGUCGGCUCCUCGAAGCAUCGCAGGAGCCCUACGAAGGGCCGGCGUGCCCCGACGUCGCCUCCUACCUAGGCCCUCGAUUGCGCCGAUCGCCAUCAACAGCUGCAAAUCCCGUCCAUUCAGUAUCACAUCGGUAACCGAAGCCGACGCCCCCAAAAAGAUCCAAUUAACCGCCGCAGCAUAUCCGCAGAUCAAGCGCGAAUCAAAGUUCGCAGAGGUGACAGAAGAACAUGUCAAAUUCUUCAAAGAGCUUCUGGGCUCAGACUCCGCGCUCGUCGAUGGCGUGACUGCCGAUGCGACGGACGACCUCGCCCCCUUCAACAGUGACUGGAUGCGCAAAUACGGUGGGCAAACGAGACUGGUGCUGAAGCCAGAAAAUACACAGGAAGUCAGCAAGAUAUUGAAAUACUGCAAUGAGCACAAAUUGGCCGUGGUGCCGCAGGGUGGAAACACAGGCUUGGUGGGAGGCUCCGUGCCCGUGUUUGACGAGAUCGUUAUCAACACGGCGCGCAUGAACAACAUUCGCUCAUUUGAUGAGGAAUCGGGUGUCUUUGUUGCUGAUGCGGGUGUGAUUUUGGAAGUCGCCGACUCGUACCUUGCUGAACGAGGCUAUCUUUUCCCAUUGGAUCUGGGUGCAAAGGGAUCUUGCCAUAUUGGUGGAAACGUCGCAACUAAUGCCGGAGGACUUCGUCUCCUUCGAUAUGGUAGUCUUCAUGGUAAUGUUUUGGGGUUAGAAGCUGUUCUGCCAGAUGGGACUAUUGUGGAUAGUCUGUCAAAGCUCCGCAAGAACAAUACUGGUUACGACUUCAAACAGUUAUUUAUCGGUGCUGAGGGAACUAUUGGCAUCAUUACUGGGAUUUCCAUUAUCUGCCCACCCCGCGCAAAGGCAGUCAAUGUUGCAUACUUUGGGUUGGAAAGCUUUGACCAUGUCCGCAAGGCAUUCCGCGAAGCCAAGGGUCAAUUGUCUGAGAUUCUGUCUGCCUUUGAAUUGAUGGAUGGCAGAAGUCAAGGUCUUGUGCGAGAGUCUACUGGUAACAAGCAACCUCUGGAAGGAGACCACCCAUUCUACUGCCUGAUAGAAACCAGCGGCUCCAAUGCCGAACAUGACAUCGCAAAGCUCGAGGCUUUCCUUGAACAUGUCCUGGGAGAGGGUAUCGUCGCGGACGGUGUUCUCGCUCAAGAUGAGACACAGAUCCAGUCACUCUGGCGCUGGCGCGAGGGUAUUACGGAAGCCCUCAGUCAUCUCGGCGGAACCUACAAAUACGAUGUCUCCAUUCCAUUACCAGAACUCUACCAACUAGUCGAAGACUGCAAGGCUCGUCUUACCGAGAAGGGACUCGUCGGCGACGAUGAUUCUUAUCCCGUUCGCGCAGUUGUUGGUUACGGGCACAUGGGAGACUCGAAUCUGCACUUGAACGUUUCGGUCAGACAGUACAACAAGGAAGUCGAGAAGGCAAUUGAACCUUGGGUCUACGAAUGGAUCGCCAAGAGGAACGGCAGCAUCAGCGCGGAGCACGGGUUGGGAGUUGCAAAGAAGGAGUUCAUUGGGUACAGCCAAAACGAGACGAACGUGAAGCUUAUGAAGCAGCUGAAGAAUCUCUAUGACCCGAACGGAAUCAUGAACCCGUACAAAUAUAUCUGA
Messenger RNA from Talaromyces proteolyticus, 1641 nucleotides. RefSeq names its product actin interacting protein 2. Gene Ontology annotation, molecular function: FAD binding; catalytic activity. The transcript has 2 exons. The coding region runs from base 1 to 1641 and encodes 546 amino acids. The record is from RefSeq and is a predicted model, not a curated record. Gene Ontology annotation, cellular component: mitochondrion. Lineage: Eukaryota; Fungi; Ascomycota; Eurotiomycetes; Eurotiales; Trichocomaceae.